Molecule: messenger RNA, 7725 nt
Organism: Pleuronectes platessa (European plaice)
Lineage: Eukaryota; Metazoa; Chordata; Actinopteri; Pleuronectiformes; Pleuronectidae
Gene: grip1
Product: glutamate receptor interacting protein 1
Exons: 27
Coding region: 223-3687 (1154 amino acids)
Biological process (GO): neurotransmitter receptor transport, endosome to postsynaptic membrane
Molecular function (GO): nuclear glucocorticoid receptor binding
Source: RefSeq, a predicted model, not a curated record
ACCCACAGGGAGAGAGGGAGAGAGAGACAGAGAGGAGAGAGGGAGGUAGAGAGAGGUAGAGUCCGACAGGGGGAGGUGGUCUCUGUAUAGUGGAGCAGCUGAACAAGCUAAUGCUAACUAGCCAUGUUGCUGUCGCCACCGCUGCUGCUCCUCCCGCCGCUGCUGCUGGUGUGAGUGUGUUAGCGGGCCGCCCUGGACUCCCUAUCCGCCCUGAGGUGCAUCAUGCCCGGCUGGAAGAAGAACAUCCCGGCCUGUCUCCAACCGGACCAGGAGGGAGAUGAGGGGCCGUACAGCAAACACUCCACCGGGCCCAGACCUCCAGAUGGAGCGCUGGCCAUCCGGAGGCAGAGCAUCCCGGACGAGUUCCGGGGCUGCUCGGUGGUGGAGCUGAUGAAGAAGGAGGGCACCACCCUCGGACUGACGGUGUCGGGCGGCAUCGACAAAGAUGGGAAACCCCGGGUAUCAAACCUGCGGCAGGGAGGCGUCGCGGCCAGGAGCGACCAGCUGAACGUGGGCGACUACAUCCGAGCCGUGAACGGAAUCAACCUCUCGAAGUUCAGACACGACGAGAUCAUCAGCCUGCUGAAGAACGUGGGGGAGCGAGUCGUCCUGGAGGUCGAGUACGAGCUGCCGCCCGUCUCCGUGCAGGGGUCAGGGGUCAUGUUCAAGAACGUGGAGGUCACGCUUCACAAAGAAGGAAACGGCUUCGGCUUCGUCAUCAGAGGCGGGGCCCAUGAAGACAGGAACAAGUCUCGUCCCAUCGUGGUGACAACAAUCAGACAAGGAGGCCCGGCUGACAGAGAAGGAACCGUCAAACCGGGCGAUCGGCUGCUGAGCAUCGAUGGGAUCCGACUCCACGGCAGCUCUCUGUCGGAGGCCAUGAGCAUCCUGAAGCAGUGCGGACAGGAAGCCACGCUGCUGCUGGAGUACGACGUGUCAGUGAUGGACUCGGUGGCCACGGCGUCGGGCCCGCUGCUGGUGGAGGUGGCCAAGGCGUCCGGCUCCAGCCUGGGCGUGGCUCUGUCCACCUCCAUGUUCUGCAGCAAGCAGGUCAUCAUCAUCGACAAGGUCAAACCAGCCAGCAUAGCAGACAGGUGUGGCGCUCUUCACGCAGGAGAUCACAUUUUGUCUGUCGAUGGGAAGUCGAUGGAGUUCUGUUCUCUGGCUGAAGCCACUCAGCUGCUGUCUGCUUCCUGUCAGACCGUCCGCAUGGAGAUCCUGCCGCAGCACCAGGCCCGACCGGCCCUGAACGCACCGCAGCACGUCAAGGUGCAGCGUAGUCCCCGCACCCUCCCCUGGGAAACUGGAAACUCCGCCCCCGUCCACCCUCCCUACCACUACAACACGUACCACCCCGACCAAUCAGCUUCCAGAUCGCACAACCGCCACACAAACAACCCUCCUCUCAGCCACUCGUUCUCUCCCGGCUCCAUGUCGGCCUACAGUCUCUCGUCCCUCAACAUGAGCACGCUGCCCCGGAACAUGUAUCCCACGAGUCCACGGGGCACGUUGAUGAGGAGGAAAGCCAAGAAGAAGGACUUCAAGAGCUCACUGUCUCUAGCGUCCAGCACCGUGGGACUCGCCGGGCAGGUGGUCCACACGGAGACCACGGAGGUGAUGCUGCUCGGCGACGGCAUCAUGGGCUUCGGCCUGCAGCUGCAGGGCGGAGUCUUCGCCACGGAGACGCUGUCCUCGCCGCCGCUCAUCGCCUACAUCGACCCCGACAGCCCGGCCGAGAGGUGCGGCAUCCUGCAGAUUGGAGACAGGAUUCUGUCCAUAAAUGGAGUUCCUACUGAAGACUCCACCCUGGAAGAAACCAAUCAGCUGCUCAGAGACUCGUCCAUCACUGCUCAGCUCACACUGGAGAUCGAGUUCGACGUGGCUGAGUCGGUCAUCCCGAGUUCUGGAACGUUCCACGUGAAGCUGCCAAAGAAACCGGGGGUGGAGCUGGGAAUCACCAUCAGCUCUCCGUCCAACAGGAAACCAGCUGAUCCUCUGAUCAUCUCUGACAUCAAGAAGGGCAGCGUCGCACACAGGACGGGGACGCUGGAGCUCGGAGACAAGCUGCUCGCCAUCGAUAACAUCCGCGUGGAGAGCUGCUCGAUGGAGGAGGCCGUUCAGAUCCUGCAGCAGUGUGAGGAACUCGUCAAACUCAAGAUCCGCAAAGACGAAGACAACUCAGACGAACAGGAAGUGUCCGGCACCAUCAUCUACACUGUGGAGCUGCAGCGGUACGGUGGCCCACUGGGAAUCACCAUCUCAGGCACCGAGGAGCCGUUCGACCCCAUCAUCAUCUCCUCGCUGACCAAGGGCGGGCUGGCCGAGAGGACUGGUGCGAUCCACGUGGGGGAUCGUAUCCUGGCGAUCAACAGCAGCAGCCUGAAGGGGAAGCCUCUGAGCGAGGCCAUCAGUCUGCUGCAGCAGGCGGGCGAGACGGUGACGCUGAAGAUCAAGAAGAUGGGCGAGCUGUCGAGUCCGAAGUCAUGCGUGAUUGGUCCAGAUCUGAGUUCGGGGGUGGGGCUCGGUCAGGAGAACCUGGACGGGGAGGAGGAGCCUGUCAUCAUGGCGGUGCCUCCAUCGAGCCAGAGAGCGUUCAGCGCGCUGCCGUCCGUGGACAGCGCCGUGGAGUCGUGGGACGGAUCCAACAUGGACAGCAGCUUCACCUCGCCGGCUCCCGUGUUCCAGUCGUCUCCGUACACGUUCCAUGAUUGGCGCAACGCCAAGACGAUCAACAGCCAAUCAUCGUCCGCCGCUCGCCAGCGAGCCAAUCCGCUGUCAGAUCUGGGCCUGAGUGACGACGACUGGGACCGCCCACCACUCGGAGGAGCCUGUAACCUGCCCAGCGGUCUAAUCUCUGACAGCAGGUUCACCGUGGGGCAUGAUGGGACAGAACCGGACCAGGAGGAGAACUUCUGGUCUCAGGCUCUGGAGGAUCUGGAGACGUGUGGACAGAGCGGCAUCCUCAGGGAGCUGGAGGAGACUGAUCAGGAGACGCACCUGCUCGCUCUGGCAACCAUCAUGUCGGGCUCCACCCUCAGUCUGAACCAUGACCCCACCCCCCUGCGCAGCACUCUGGGACGCCAGGCCAGUUUUCAGGAGCGCAGCAGCAACCGACCCCAGGUGACGCCGAGGUCCAACACAUUACCCUCUGACCCCCAACGCCGAGCCUUUGCCAUGAGGAAGAUGAGGCAGGAAGUCAACGAGAUCCUAAACCAGAACCCUGUGGAACUCCAUAAGUUGACUCUGGAGAAGGCCUCGGACCUGGAGGACUUUGGUUUCAGUGUUUCUGAUGGUUUGUUGGACCGUGGCGUCUACGUCAACAACAUCCGACCGGGGGGUCCGGCGGAGCGGGGCGGCCUCCGAGCCUAUGACCGAAUAUUACAGAUCAACCACGUGCGGACCAGGGACUUCGACUGCUGCCUGGUCGUCCCUCUGAUCGCAGAGUCUCCAGAUCGCUUGGAUCUCGUCAUCAGCCGAAACCCCACCUCCUCUUGUCUGCUGGCCAAUCACACUGAUGGCAUCACCCACAACAGUAGCAACUCCCAUCAGCCAAUUGGCGGCGACCUGGGACCGUCUGAGCUUUGUAUUGGCCAAGUAGAUGAUUGUGGUCCAAUCAAGUGGAGCAAACCAGGAGAUCUGCUGGGGGCAGCGUUUGGGGUGGGGCAGGUGAGUAACAGCUCCUUAUAGCAGACAAACCUGGAUCUAACUGGAUUAAACUGGUUGUAACCAGACUGGAAUAGAGGUCGAUGAUGAGAACAGUACAACAAAGUUGAGUCAAACUGGUUCAGCGUGGAUCCCCAUGGUGCUACAUACACCCCCUGGAUGGACUUUGACGUUUAACCACUAAGUUUGACCCUUGAACUGCUAAGGGAGCCUGAAAGCACACAAUGGACUGGAAAAACUCCUUACCUUUUCAUCUGAACCAGUUUUGCAAACUGGUACUACUGGUGUCACUGGAUCCCGAACUAUGACCACUGAUACUACUGGAACCACAACGCGAGCAACUGAUACAAGAUCGAUGGGUUCUGGUUCUACGAGGCUACAGCCAUGCCCCCUGGUUCUACUAAAGGUGGAGCUACAGGCAAUGGUCUUACUGGUCUACGAUCAGUGGACACUGAUUCUACAAGCCAAGGACUAGGACCAUUGGCCCUACUGGAACUAGAGCCACAGCCACUGGUCUUUCUGGUCAAAGACACUUGUGUUCUGGUAUUCGUUGGAACAGAACCAUUGCUAGUUGUCCUACUAAAGCCAGAUCUCAGCCACUGGCCUUACUGGUCUAAGAUCGAUGGUUAAUGGCUCUACAAGACUAGAACAAGGGCUAAUUGUCCCACUUAAAAUAGAGCCAUGGCCAGUGGUCUUACUGGUCAAGGACACAUAGGUUCUGGUCUUGGUGGUAACAGAAUCCUGGCUACUGAUUCAACCGAAGCCUGAGCCAGUUGUCUUACCUGUCCCUAGGCAUGGCUCUGGUUCAUGGUCUCAGGGUCAAAGAACCAUAGGUAUUAAACCUCCUGAAGCCAGAGCCGUAGCCACUAUUCUAACUGGUUCAAGACAUGGUUCUUGCUCAUGGUCCUGGUGGUUACAGAAUCAAGUCUGCUGCCUCUACAAGUUAGAACCAUGGCUCCAGGACUGUAUGAUCUCGCUAGAACCAGAAACAUGGCUUUUGGUUGUGCUGGCCAAGAACCUGCUGAUAGACAGGCAUGAUGCCAAGGAGACUAGAGAUGCUCCGAUCAGGGUGUAUAUGGCCCAUGUCAUUGUGAUCAUACAAACUAGUGGUGAUCACUGACUGGUUUCUUUUCUUAAAACAUUUUAUAGGAAGGUUCUGCAUGAGAAACCCUUUAAAACCCAUCACCCUCCAUCAGGUCUGUCAAUAAUGAAGCCAGGUUAUGGCUGCCUAGGGCCAAAAUGUUUGUACCUCUUAUAAAUAGUCACACCAAGUAUUCUUAAAAGAAGUUUCCUAUAAGUUGUAGUUGCAGUUUGACAACCUGAAGUCGCUCCUCGACUCUGCCCCACUGGUUUGAUCCUGCACAACUUGAGUGGAAGCUGUUCAGCAAUGUGAAAUAGAUUUGGAUCCCACCAGGGUUUUCUAGGCAGAAGCACUGUGAAGUUUAAUUGUAAUAACAGGAUAAAAGAUUAUUAUGGUUGAGUUGCAAGUGAGUAUAAGCAACAUGGAAAUGACGGUAAGAAUCUAGAAGGGUGGGAUCCACACAAACCUGCAGCUGCUCAUAUUUAGUUCUGCUAUGAUGGGCCACCCCCUGACACAUCCACGUCCAUGUCAUGCUAUCAGGCUAAUGCUACUUGCAGAUACUGUAUUUGAAUCAACAGUGUAGCAUGAAGUCCCGAUAACACACUUCUGUACUGUUUCAAAUACUUUACCAUAAGCUCCUGUGAAGUCAGAGCAUCCUUGGACAAACAAAGAUGGUGGUCAAGGUGACCGUAAUCAAACUAGCAUUCAGUUAAAGGUAGAAACUUUCCAGUUACAUGUGGUGGGUUCAAGGGCUGGGUAUCGUUUCACCAAAAUAAAACAUAACCAGUCGUGGUGUUGAAGAACAGUGAUGAUGGAGUUUUCUGCAAAAACCUUCUUUUCUAAUUUGUUGAAUUUUACAUUCAUAAAAUCCAGUAAUUUCCAAUAUUCAUCAGCUGGCUCUGAUCGGAGCAUCCCUAAUAAACAUGGACAGAGAGACGGCUCGGUGUCCAGGUUUGAGUUCAGUGCCAUGAACGAGCUGCAGACUGGAGAAGUAAUAAUGAUGAAGACACUGAGCGGUUCAAUAAGAAUCUUUUUCUACUGUUUACACCUGUUGGACUGGCCACACUGUGUAUGUGUGUAUGUGUGUGUGUUAUGUGUGUGCAGUAAACACAAGGCCAGUUAAGCCCCUCCCACCUCAAUUUCUAGUCUUGGCUGUGCCCCCCCCCCCCCACCCUUUACCCAUGACCAAUAGACAGCCAGGAUGAGAGACAGACGGCAAUUCUGAUUCGGCUGAUUGGCUGGAACCAAUCAGGAAACAAACGCUUCCCUGCCUGUCUGUGAUUGGUUCUCCUCAACACGUGAAUAAACCAAUCAGCUCCAGAAGAAGCUAAGCAUGCCCGCCCCCCCACCCCCUGAACCCCAGUAACAGUGAUCUAUUAUGCUAAUCGAUCUGUGUGUUUUUUGAUUGACUUGUCAGUUCUCUCUGUUUGUUCGUUUGUUUCCAUGACGGCUGAUUCUGAAAAGAUGUAAAUAGAUUUAAAAUCAGUUCAGUCGCGUCGUGUUCACAUCGGAACCAUCGACCCCUGACGACCUUCACCUCAUAACCACCAGAUGUUCCACCAGAAAAAAGUCCUGUUUGAACAGGAAACCUGUGACAGUAAAUACCUGUGAGUGUGUGUCUGUGUGAGUGAGUGUGUGAGAGUGUGUUUGUGUGUUUACUUUGGAUUGAUGUCAACAUCUUCCAGCUCUCACCUCAUACUGAACUCACUUUAAACUGGCCAAUCAGAACCCUCCCUUAGCACCAGAGGCCAAUAGAAACCCUCCCCGACUUGAAGCGACCACUCGCUGCUCUGGAACAGAUUCUGUGCUUUGGAAACGAGAUCUGAUUGGAUACCUGUGAUUUGCUCUUUCUGUGUAGCUGGCUGUGAUUGGCUAUUCUACUCCAUACUCAACUUUGAAAACCGAUCCUCUGAAGCACAGUGCUAGCAUAUUGUUAGCAUGUAGCGAGCAGACACUGAGCACAAGAAUAGCAUUAGCCUAAUGUGACUAAGAUGAAUUCAGCACAAUGUCACUAACACAUCACCACAUGGAAAACAAAAACUCACACCUGGAGCACACACCUAGAACAUAACAGGGCUACGGCUAGAGAAGUAGUGAGUUAGCACACACAGCUAACUCAGGUCUCUGGUAAACACAGCAGUGGUUAGCAGCACACACUCAAAACAAGGCUAGCAUACGGCUAACACAUAGUAUUAGCCAAUAGUUGUGUAACAUACAGAUAAAGUAAGGCUAACACCUGGCCAACCAAGCUAGGUCUUAGCAUAGAGCUAACACUUAACGAACAAACCUAAAACGUGAUUAGAGCUCAGCUAAUAUCGGCCUCACAACACUUUGUUGAGCACACGCUUAGUUCAGGGCUAACACAGCUAGCAAUUGGUUUGAUAACACCUGGAACUAUGCCAUGGCAAAGUUAACACAUAGCAAACAUCAUUCAGUUAGCACACAUCUAACACUUCGUUAACACUUCUAAUGUUUAGUUAGGAUUCAGCUAGCAUCGUGGGACGUUACGCAAAUGAUGAGCUAAAACUCUGAUGAUUAUCAUAACAACUCAGUCGAAGAGGGGUGUGGCUUCAGGAGGGCUGGACAAGUGAGCUCUAAAGCCAUAAACACUGUGUGUGUGUUUGUGUGUGUUUGUGUGCGUGUGUGUGUAACAUUGCAGGGAUUUGCACUAUAGUGAUUCACCUCAGCAAGAUGUCCAACCACACAAACUCACACACACAUACACAUGCACACUAACACACACAUUGCACUGCCAUUUUAAUAUAAUUGGUCAAAUUUGUUUCCAUGUAGCUUCACCAACCAACCAAACUAUUUUUCUUUAAAGGAACAGGGAUGUUGUAAAGUAUUUUUGUACAAAUUUAAUACUUUGGUAGCAUGAUCGACGUUCCUGGUGUUUGUCCUGUCGGGCUCCACUGCUCUUCUCCACCUUCCCUUUGUAUGGACGACUACUGAGCAACAAUAAAGAUGAAGACCUGCUGGGA